This is a messenger RNA of Trichophyton rubrum CBS 118892, 849 nucleotides long. RefSeq lists its product as uncharacterized. The record is from RefSeq and is a predicted model, not a curated record. The transcript has a single exon. NCBI's taxonomy places the organism in Eukaryota, Fungi, Ascomycota, Eurotiomycetes, Onygenales, Arthrodermataceae. The coding region runs from base 1 to 849 and encodes 282 amino acids.
AUGAUCGUAUAUGAAGAACGCCUUGUUGAUCCAAGUGACAAAAAGCAGAAAGUCAUCAGGAGGUAUAUAAUACAGUUUGUGAAAACAGGCUACCAUCAAUCUUCUGGUAACUCCUCUGUGUCAGAUCCAUCAUCCCCAGCCUCAGCCUCGCCUUCUAUCUCCAUCUUGGUAUCCUGUAUAGAUGGAGCGGGGAUCGAAUCAUUAUCCCCGCCUUCACCACUGGUGACAGUUGAUAACUCCGACCCUGCUUUUGGGGAGAGCAUGCGAGCCCUGAGGAGGUGCUGGAAUAUAGGGCUGGACGGCUUCAAAGUGUCCCCUGAGCCUGCUUCAGUCUCAAGUUCGCUGAGCCCACUCUCUUCUUCCGUGGUAUCAUGUAUACUGGGAUCAGGACCAGACGCGCUCUUAUCCUCAAUAUUUUCUCCCUCUUUAUCAUCUUCCUCAGGGUUCUCUUCCUUCUCGUCCUCGUUAUCAUCACCUUCUUUUUCGUCUUCUUCUUCAUUAUCUUCCCCUUCUUUCUCCUCCUCUUCUUCGUUAUUUUCUUCCUCCUUUUCUUCCUCAUUGUUUUCAUCCUCUUUUUCUACUUCGUCCUUCUCAUCCUUAUCAUCUGCGUUGGUGUCUUCUUUAUCUUUCUUCUCCUUGUUUUCAUCGAGAGCAGCUUCAGUAGCAGGACCGUCGUCGACUUGCUCCUCCGCAGUCUGGCGCUCCGCCUGGGCUUGCUUGCCCUCAUCCUCAGCAGCCUUUGCAGGUUUAGGUGCAGGGCGUGGGGCUUUGGCAGCAAUAGCAUCAGCCUUUUUCUGCACUUCUUUCCUAGUCACCCCUUUUGCCCGAGGUCUAGGUGCUGGUGCUUGA